Molecule: messenger RNA, 312 nt
Organism: Parascedosporium putredinis
Lineage: Eukaryota; Fungi; Ascomycota; Sordariomycetes; Microascales; Microascaceae
Source: the annotation of a GenBank genome assembly
AUGAACACCAUGAACAACUUCAUCGCCGUUUUCUUCAUCCUCAUCGCGCUUGCGUUUGCUGCGCCCACUCCUAUCCUCAACGGGGUUGGGAUUCCUGGCUUCGACGCGACUAAGGUUCUCCAAUUAGAGCAGCUGCUCGCAGAGCUUCAGGAGGUUUCCCUUAGCCAGAGCACUAGCGUUGUCCCUGCUAGUAUCCUCGGGACGUUCCUCGCGAUUAUUUCUAGUGCUGUCGGCAAAGUGCCCUUCGCUGGCCUGGUUUUCGGGCCCAUCCUUGCGUCACUUGGCGGUCUCCUCGGCGGCCUUGGCAGCUAG